Molecule: messenger RNA, 4593 nt
Organism: Ctenopharyngodon idella (grass carp)
Lineage: Eukaryota; Metazoa; Chordata; Actinopteri; Cypriniformes; Xenocyprididae
Gene: trappc9
Product: trafficking protein particle complex subunit 9
Exons: 23
Coding region: 149-3583 (1144 amino acids)
Cellular component (GO): trans-Golgi network
Source: RefSeq, a predicted model, not a curated record
UAUUAUAUUAUUAGUAAUGAAUGUUGGAGCUCAUCCAAUAGGGGGCGCUUGUGGACACGAAUAUGAGUCACACGCCUCUCACAGACAAGACAGUAGCAGAAGAAGCAGCAGUGUAGACAGGAAGAGCGUUUAGUCACUGUAUGCAGACAUGAGUGUCCCAGACUACAUGCAGUGUGCUGAGGACCAUCAGACGGUCCUGGUGGUGGUCCAGCCCGUGGGGAUCGUCCCAGAGGACCAGUUCUUCCGCAUUUACAAACGCAUCGUCAGCGUGAGCCAGGUCAACAUACGGGACUCCCAGCGCGUCCUGUUCAUCCGAUACCGGCACCAUUACCCCCCUGAGAACAACGAGUGGGGUGACUUUCAGACUCACCGCAAAGUCGUAGGUCUCAUCUCAGUGACCAGCUGCACCACGGCAAAAGAGUGGCCACAGACAUCAGACCGUUUCCACGGGCAGAAGGAGGUGUUCGGCUCCACGCUGUACGACUCGCGGCUGCUGGUGUUCGGGCUGCAGGGGGACGUGGCGGAACAGCAGCGCACCGAUGUGGCGUUUUACCCCAGCUAUGACGACUGUCCUGAUGUAGAGAAGCGGGUGGAGGAUUUCGUUGAAUCCAUAUUUAUCGUCCUGGAGUCGAAAAGGCUGGACAGAGCAACCGAUAAAUCUGGUGAUAAGCUACAGCUGCUGUGUGUGCCGUUCGAGAAGAAGGACUUUGUGGGGUUGGACACAGACAGCAGGCACUACAAGAAACGCUGUCAGGGCCGCAUGAGGAAACACGUCGGGGAUCUGUGUCUGCAGGCAGGGAUGCUGCAGGACGCCCUCGUACAUUAUCACAUGGCCGUGGAGCUGCUGCGGUCUGUCAAUGACUUCCUGUGGCUGGGAGCUGCUUUGGAGGGACUGUGUUCUGCGUCUGUCAUUUUCCAUUACCCAGGAGGCACUGCGGGGAAGAGCGGAGCCCGCAAACCUGGCGUCUCCUCUGCUGCUGACGCUGGAAAGAGACACAGACCUGGCGCUCAAGAAGUUCUCAUUGAUCCAGGUGCUCUGACGACCAAUGGCAUCAGUGCAGACACGAGCGCUGAGAUCGGCCGAGCCAAGAACUGUCUGAGUCAGGAGGACAUCAUUGAGAAAUACAAGGAGGCCAUCUCUUACUACGGCAAGUAUAAGAGUGCUGGAGUGAUUGAGCUGGAGGCCUGUAUUAAGGCCGUCAGAGUGUUGGCCAUUCAGAAACGAGCCAUGGAGGCGUCUGAGUUCCUGCAGAAUGCUGUUUACAUCAACCUUGGCCAGCUGUCAGAAGAGGAGAAGAUCCAGCGUUACAGCGUCCUGUCAGAGCUCUACGAGCUCAUCGGCUUCCACCGUAAAUCGGCGUUCUUCAAACGCGUUGCCGCCAUGCAGUGUGUGGCUCCCACCAUCCCUGAGCCGGGCUGGAAGGCCUGUUACAAACUCCUUCUGGAGACCCUGCCGGGAUACAGCCUCUCUCUGGACCCCAAAGACUUCAGCAAAGGGACCCAUCGUGGAUGGGCGGCAGUACAGUUGCGGUUGCUUCAUGAGCUGGUUUAUGCGUCUCGUCGUAUGGGGAACCCAGGUCUGUCUGUUAGACACCUCUCUUUCCUGCUACAGACCAUGCUGGACUUCCUCUCUGACCAGGAGAAGAAAGAAGUCACCCAGAGUUUGGAGAACUACACGUCAAAGUGUCCGGGUGGAAUGGAGAUGAUCAACCUUCCUGACGGACUCAAACUUCCUCCUGUACCAUUUACCAAACUGCCCAUCGUCAGAUCUGUGUCUCUGCUGAACCUGCCAGUGAGUCUUCGUCCUCAUAAGGUGAAAGGCCUUCUGGGACAGGGGAUGUCCACCGCCAGCCCAUUCAUCUACUCACCAAUCACAGUGCACAGCAGAGGAGAUGAGCGCUCCAAGAAGAUAGAUUUCCAGUGGGUUCAGGGCGAUGUGUGUGAGGUGCAGUUAAUGGUCUAUAAUCCGAUGCCAUUUGAGCUACGGGUCGAGAACAUGGGUCUGUUGACAUCAGGUGUGGAUUUUGAGUCCCUUCCUGCCGCUCUGUCUUUGCCAGCGGAGUCUGGCCUCUAUCCGGUGACUCUGGUUGGAGUUCCACGCACCGCAGGCAACAUCACAAUCAGCGGGUAUCACACAUCGGUGUUUGGGGUGAGCAGCGACUGUCUUCUGGAGGGUCUGGUGGGGGUGAAGAGCAGCGGCUGUAUGGUGGAGGUGGUGCCAUCACUCCCACGACUGCAGCUCUGCACAUCUUUACCAAGGUCGGCUCAUCUGUCCAGUGAAGAUCUGUCCACUAGCGUGUCCCUGCAGCUGUUUAAUGGAGAGACCCAGCAGUUGACCAUCACCCUGGAGAAUAUCGGCACAGAGACGCUGAACACGCUGGAGCUGACGUCUAAAACUCUCAGCACUAAAGAGAAGCUGUUUGGUGAGUUUGUGAGCUGGGACCUGCAGGACGCUCUGUCCCACCUGCCUCUGAAAUCCGGUCAAUCUGUCUCCAUCCCUGUCAACAUAUCCACCAAACUGGACUUUUCCGGUCAGGAGAACCUGUUACAUGACCUGAACGACGAUGGUAUCAGUGUAACAGGUCUGCCCGUCUCCAGCCCGCUGCGGCAGGUCCUAAAGCCACGCUCCGAAAAUAAACCAGUCGGCACUGACGCCAGCAAGAACGAAUACAAUCAUGUCAAGACGCUGGAGGCUGUGUUGACCUUUAAAUACAGUGGAGGAGCCGGUCAGGUGGAGGGCUACUACCGCGAGCUCAGUCUGGGGGUCAGAGUGGAUGUUGAACCUUCAGUUUUCUUCACACGAGUCAGCACUUUACCUGCCACCAGUACUCGUCAAUGUCAUCUACUGCUGGACGUGUUCAACUCGACCGAACAUGAGCUCACGCUGUCUGCCAAGAACAACCAGGACCUGGUGCUGCACGCCAGCGAGUGUCAGAGGAUGGCCAUUCAGGUGGAUAAGUUUGAUUUUGACAGCAUGCCAGUGACGGACCACGAUGCAUUGCGACUGGCCACAGUACGCCAACAGGAAGAGAAGAGACAGCAAGUGCAGGGAGGGCUCAUCAACAGCACGCUGGACAUCCACUGGACCAUCUCGUCCCUUCAGCGUCACGGGGAGGCCAGUGUGGAGGGCGUCCUCAACCAGCUCAUCCUUGAACAUCUGCAGCUGGCUCCUCUACAGUGGGAUGUUGUGGUUAACGGUAAGCCGUGUGACUGUGACGUGGUCGCUGACUGCAGGGUCGGAGAUGCUGUGCCGUUAGAGGUGAAACUGACCAACCGCAGCAAGAGCGCCGUUGGACCGUUCUCUCUGACCGUCGUCCCCUUCCAAGACUAUCAGAAUGGAGUCCAAAACUUCGACCUGCAGGAUGCCGUCACUUUCAUCGGCUCCAACACCUUCUACAUCGGCACGGUGAACCCCACGGAGAACUCUGUGUGUGUGGGAGCCCUGCUCUUCUUAUACACCGGUGAUUUCUAUCUGAACAUCAAGUUUCAGGACGACAGCACGAGCCGCGACCUGCCGCCCGCCUGGUUCUGUCUGCCCAGCGUCCACAUCAAAGCCCAGGAGCCAAUCGAAGCAGCUGCCUGAACCUGUGAACUCUGACCUCUGACCUGACGGACUCAGUAGGCCUGGGGAGAGAUCUGCUGUUAUCCAGACCACCACUGAGCGGAUCUAGAUAUUUAUUGAGUCUAGAGCAAGUGCAGUUCCAGUGUAUAAAGCUUUUAGAGUUUGGAGAUGUUUAAAUGUAUGCCAAAUCCUCCACUUUACGUUCAGUCUGACUGUUCUGAACGCAUCAUGCUCAUUUACCUCCACAGGCAAAAUGGAUGAAGAACAUUUUUCAGCUAACCGCUAAGUGAAAACAUCAAAGGAGAGUUUACAGUUUAGUCCUGAAUCAUUCUCUUAAAGUGAAGGAGUUUAAAAUGCACUAGAUUGCUCAACAACGUCGUGCUUUCAGUGCAUGAAUCUGAUGGAAACAUCUCCAGCUCAUAUUUCAACCCAAAAAUAAUAUAACAAAAAUAUUAGAUUUAGUUGAAGCCUGUUUUUACAACUUUUGUUUUGCCUUAUGACAUUAUUUUAAUGACAAUUAAGCACAAGUCUCAUUACUGUGAUGUGUUCGCUUGGGCAUUUUGUUUAUUCGUUUGUUUUGUAAUUCUCAUAAUCGUAAAUGGUGAUUCUCAUUGAAGUCAAUAAUUUGAGUAUUUAAAUAUGAUUAUCUGCAUGGAAUAAAGUUUUAUUUAAAUCAGCAUAGAAUAAAUUAAAAUGUUUUAUAUAUACAUAAUUCGAUUUUUUGCAUUAUGGUAAUGACAGCUGUAGAGGAAAUGUUCUUAAUUGUCAUAAAAUAAUAUUGUCACAAUUUCAAAAACUCUUAAUGGGUAAAACAGGCUUAUUUUCUUUCUGCAAAACAUAAUUUACUAUUUCCUUCUUUUGAUUUUUGGCUGAAAUAUGAUCUGGUCAUGUUCUCGGCAGGUCUUAUAGGGGUUCACAUUAAUGGUGCAUGUAAAUAUGAGUUACGUCUGUCACAGUACUUUCACGUAUGACUGUAUACAGCUUUUUUUUUUCUGGGGUUGAUGCAUAAAUGGUUUUGUGACUCUGUCGGA